This is a messenger RNA of Stylonychia lemnae, 2208 nucleotides long. The record is from the annotation of a GenBank genome assembly. NCBI's taxonomy places the organism in Eukaryota, Ciliophora, Spirotrichea, Sporadotrichida, Oxytrichidae.
AUGCAAUAAAAUAGAAAUUAGUUUCAAGCAAACAACAAUAACAAGAAUUUGAGUACUAAUAAUGAUAGAACUAGUCAGAGGCCAUAAAACUGUGUUAGAUAGCCUUAUAUGAUUACAAGAAUCGAUAGACCUUAGACAUCCUCUUCAUUAAAUCAACCACAAAGUAACUCUAGACUUCGAUAGGGCUUGAACUCAGCGUCAGCAAAAACUCAAGAGAAGAAAUAAGAAGUCGAUAUUGCUUAAAUUUCUCAAAUGCUUAUUAGGCCUACCAGCAGGUCUCCCUAUGACUAACUCAGCACAUUCACUCCAACUCGAAGAUCGCUGCACUUAGUUCAGACUGCCAUCGAUGAAAAUGAGAGUGUGGGCAGAUAUAGCAGAAAGUCAGGCGAGCAUCAAAUGAUGCCUGAGGAAUCUAAAUCGAAAACUCAAGAAAUCAAAAUUGAGGAAUAUGAAGAGUAUAAAGGAAUUUUUUCGCCUCCUCCCAUUUAGAAUCCCAGUAGUAGUUUAAAUGUUCAUAUGAAAGGCAAUACACCAGAGUAGAUCAGUCAGUUUACAGAAGACCUGAUUAACUCGCAAUAAAGGCAAAAUCAAUCUCAGAGAUUUAACUCCCCUCAAGGUAAUUUGAGAGGCAUUCUAAGCAAAGAGAUUAAUAAGUCCAUAAGUAAAAAGAAAGUUACCAUAUCAUCUUUGAUUUAAGUCAAGACUUUCGGAGAUAAAGAAAGAGUUAGUUCAUCUGUCCCAGAGAGUUAAAUAAGUGAAUCAAGUGAUGGAUAGGAGUAGACACUAUUCAAGUAAGAACCAGAUAACGAGUCUGCUUCAAAUCUAUUUAAUGAAGAGCAUAUUGAUCAAACUCAAAAUUAAUCAUAGCCACUUCAAGAUCAAAUGAAAAGUGAGGAUUUUGAAGAAGUCGCUUAGAGUCAGAUCUAAGAGGAUCAAAACAUUGUUUAAAAUACAAUGAGUCAAAGAGAAGAGAGUUAAGGAAACAAAGAAGUAUCGUAAACUGAAAGUAAUAAUAUCGUAUAAUAAGUAGUUGAUAAUAAAAUGGCUGAAAGUCUAGAAAAGGUAGUUAAUCAUUAAUAUAAUACCUAGAAUCAUUAGCGUUAAGAUUUGCAUCAGAUAAACUUGAGCUAAGGGAGUCUAUCUCUUCUUCAAGGUAUGUUGCAGAGCUAAGAAUAAUUGAAAUAAGUGCUGUCAUAAGUUUGCUCAGAUUAGCAAGUUAUGAUUUCAGAAGUCUCCCAAUAAAACAAUACUUUGUCUGAAAAAGCAGUUGAAGUAAUAUCAGAGUAAUCACCACCAAUCUUAGUUUAACCUCGGAUUAAUUUCAACAGAAAUUAGGCCAUUGAAAUUUUAAGGGCUAAAUUUAAGCAGAAUACUAUUAGAUUUUCCAAACCUGAUGAAUAGCAUGAAUAACUAGCAGAAAAUCUACCGUAUAUGUAUGCUGACAAUUCUUAGAGAUUUAAGAUUGAUAUGAAAUUUCUAUAGUCUAAAUCAGAUUAGAGUAAGGCUUAAAAUACAAAGGACUUAUCAAUGAGUGACAGAUUUAGUGAUCUGGACAAAGAAUAGCUUGAGGAUAUGCUAGUCAAUAGAAAGAUAAUCAAAAACAGAGACUUUUAUCUGAAAUAUCAAGGUAUUAACGCCAACAAUCAAACUAUUAAUAACCUUGAGAUAUACGCUGGCUAUGCCUAUUCUUAGAACUUUUAGGAUUACGUCAGCCACCAGUCAAAAAGUAUAAGCAUUACUAUUGAAUCGAAAGUAAACAAAAAGUUGAGUAAAAAUAGAACUGCGGCAGAUCUAGGUAAAAAAUGGGGUCCUAGGUAGGCUGAAUACAAAUACUAGAAUGAUUGUAGUUGCGAGACUUGCUCCUACUUCAUGAAGUCCUAUAGCUUGCUGAUAAGAUUUUAUAAAAACCCCUUGCAUCAAUUUUGCUUUCAGCAGCUGCUGCAUUAUUUCUUCGCUAGGAGUAGUAAAGAUAUUUUCAAAUAGGAACCUGAGUAUAAAUUGUCUAGAGAGGAGUACAAGGAGUAGUUAAAUAACGGUGAGUUCGAGUAUUUCAACUUCUUGAGUGAUAACUUUAUUCUGAGAUUAAGAGAUAGUAAGGUUAAUGAAAGGGAAAGUAUUAUGAGGGCUUUGAGGGAUAGAGGGUAUACUAAUGAAGAAAUUUACUUCAGAUUCAAUAAUUUAAUGCAGUGUUUUUAUAACUAGAAGUGA